AUGAGUCUUUACAAAACUGAGCUGUGUCGGUCAUGGGAAGAAACGGGGACAUGCCGAUACGGGACUAAAUGCCAAUUCGCUCACUCGGACGUCGAGCUGCGCCAUGUCGACCGCCACCCGAAGUACAAGACUGAGAUGUGCAAGACGUUCUGGGAAAAGGGGACGUGCCCGUAUGGGAAACGAUGCUGCUUCAUCCAC
Messenger RNA from Fimicolochytrium jonesii, 198 nucleotides. RefSeq lists its product as uncharacterized. Lineage: Eukaryota; Fungi; Chytridiomycota; Chytridiomycetes; Spizellomycetales; Powellomycetaceae. The annotation marks the transcript as partial. The record is from RefSeq and is a predicted model, not a curated record. The transcript has a single exon. Gene Ontology annotation, molecular function: metal ion binding; mRNA binding.